Molecule: messenger RNA, 1403 nt
Organism: Brassica oleracea var. oleracea
Lineage: Eukaryota; Viridiplantae; Streptophyta; Magnoliopsida; Brassicales; Brassicaceae
Product: two-pore potassium channel 1-like
Exons: 3
Coding region: 114-1187 (357 amino acids)
Biological process (GO): stabilization of membrane potential; potassium ion transmembrane transport
Cellular component (GO): plant-type vacuole membrane
Molecular function (GO): potassium ion leak channel activity
Source: RefSeq, a predicted model, not a curated record
AUAUAUAUAAAGAAAAGGAAAAAAAAAACAGAAAAUAGGGAAGGAAAAAAAACUAGAAGUAAGCACUGAAGCGAAUUGAUAUCAGAAAUUACAGUAUUUGGUUUGAUUAUAGAAUGUCUAACCAUUCAGCUCCAUUGUUAGCUAGGGGGCAUUUAGAUCCCAUGGAUCAAGACUUGAACCAAAACUCAUUAACUUCUUCAAGAAAAAGAAGAUUGCGUCGUUGUAGAAGCGCUCCUCGGGGUGAUUGUAUGUACAAUGAUGAUGAAGAUGUCAAAACCGACGAACCACCUCCUCAUCGGAGUAUAAUCCCAAUGUUCAGGGAUCUAAACCCGAAUCUCAGGGAAGUGAUCUUGUUCUUUGUUUUAUACCUAACCACUGGUACACUCUGUUUCUACCUCGUGAGAAACCAGAUCUCCGGUAAUAAGACCAACGGUGUGUUGGAUGCCAUCUAUUUCUGUGUUGUAACAAUGACAACCGUUGGAUAUGGUGAUCUUGUCCCUAGUAGUUCAACCUCAAGGCUACUUGCUUGUGCGUUUGUCUUUUCGGGAAUGGUCCUUGUGGGUCACCUUUUAAGUCGAGCAGCAGAUUACUUAGUGGAGAGGCAAGAGACUUUGCUUGCUAAGGCUUUCGAUUUGCACAAAACAGUUGGUCCAACAGAAAUUCUCAAGGAGUUGCAUACUAAGUUGAGACACAAAUGCUAUGUGACAUUUCUUGUCCUUGUAGUUCUCGUCCUUGUCGGUACGAUUUUCCUUGUAAUGUUUGAGAAAAUGCCGGUUAUUGAAGCUUUCUACUGUGUUUGUUCCACCGUUACAACAUUGGGUUAUGGAGAUAGGAGCUUUAACUCGGGAACCGGACGUCUUUUCGCUGUGUUUUGGAUCUUGACGAGCACGAUAUGUUUGGCUCAGUUUUUCCUCUAUGUAGCUGAGCUAAAUGCAGAAACCAAACAGAGAGAGUUAGUGAAAUGGGUUUUAACAAGGAGAAUCACAAACAAUGAUCUCGAAGCAGCUGAUCUUGAUGGAGAUGGAGUUAUCGUAGCUGCGGAGUUUAUAUUAUAUAAACUAAAAGAAAUGGGGAAGAUUGAUGAGGAAGAUAUUGAUGGGAUAUUGCAAGAGUUUGAGCAACUUGAUUACGAUGAUUCGGGAACUCUGACGAAUUCUGAUCUCAUUCUUUCUCAAACGACGUCUUAGAUACAAAGGUAAGCAUACUUCUUUAGUUAUUAUACCUGCGCACGACCAAACAAAAACCAAAAAGAAUGUACAGUUUUGGGUCUGUGUGUGUGUGUGUGUUUUAAUGUAAUGCCACACACUCAGUUUUUUAUUGUUACUUGAUGCGUAAGUUUACAUAUAUACUGUGUAUAUGAGUUUACACAAGUACUUUGUUUAAGCAAGAUGAAUCUUGUUAUU